Molecule: messenger RNA, 847 nt
Organism: Malurus melanocephalus (red-backed fairy wren)
Lineage: Eukaryota; Metazoa; Chordata; Aves; Passeriformes; Maluridae
Product: histone H4
Exons: 1
Coding region: 14-325 (103 amino acids)
Biological process (GO): nucleosome assembly
Cellular component (GO): nucleosome
Molecular function (GO): structural constituent of chromatin; DNA binding; protein heterodimerization activity
Source: RefSeq, a predicted model, not a curated record
UUGUUGUUUCAUCAUGUCUGGUCGGGGCAAGGGCGGCAAGGGGCUCGGCAAAGGAGGCGCCAAGCGCCACCGCAAGGUGCUGCGCGACAACAUCCAGGGCAUCACCAAGCCGGCCAUCCGCCGCCUGGCUCGGCGCGGCGGCGUCAAGCGCAUCUCRGGGCUCAUCUACGAGGAGACGCGCGGUGUGCUCAAGGUGUUCCUGGAGAAUGUGAUUCGCGACGCCGUCACCUACACCGAGCACGCCAAGAGGAAGACUGUCACGGCCAUGGACGUGGUCUACGCUCUCAAGCGCCAGGGUCGUACUCUCUACGGCUUCGGCGGCUAAAGCAUGUCUGCUCCAUUCAGGCCUCUCUGAGAAAUUCAAAGGCUCUUUUAAGAGCCGCACACUUAAACUCAAAAGGAGCUGUGUUGCUUUAAAGCUGUUCUAAGUGUAACGUUUUCAAUUCAUAUUUAUCAACAUCGUGUUUCAGUUUUCCAGUGAUACUUAAACCUGUAGAAAGUUGCUGGCCCCUUGGUAGAUGUGCUGAUAAUACGCUGAAAUGCAUCCUAGCCAAAAUGAUAAAACAAUGCUGCUGAUUUUUAAAUGUUCCAAGUUUUAGACUAUUGUUACCUGAGGACGGUAAAUCAGCAACAAAAUAACCUAAAGUGACCCUGUUGCUGAGGSCUUAGAUGCCUUCCCCUCCGUGCUUCUCAUUGUGGGGGUGGGGCUMCCCCUAAUUCAGUUAGCAGAGGUAGAUAAACUUUUUUUAUUUAAAUGCUAAUGUCYAUUGUAAUAGUGUGUGAGAGCGCAGCUGGUAGCUCCCGAAUUUUUUUCAUAAAACUUGGGUGUUGUUAAUAAAUGGUCUCU